CUUUAUAACACUCUAAUGUAAUAGUUAAUAUUCCAAAUUUAUCAUUUCUCUGAAUAGUUAUUUAAUUAUUAUCGUUACUUUAUCAAAGUUUCUAGGUUAUAUCUGAUGUCGUUAUUACGACAAGUGUCGCAAAACACUACGUCAAUAAAACAUACAAUAUUUUUUAAACCGUAGGGGCUAAAGAACUUUGAUGUUACUUUUCCGUAGCAGCAAGCAGGGAUGCACAAUUAUUAAAAUGAACGAAAUAUGGAUAAUUUCAUGUAGCGCAACAAUGUAGCUAGUCACAGCGUAAAUAAGCAUUUUUUCACGUAUACUGAAGGUAAUGCAGGAAUUAAAUGAAUUUAUAUAACUGGUAAAAGAUGGAUAUCACACUAGAUGAUAGAUUAAACGUGCUGCAACAGAUAAGCCAAAGAAAGCUCAUUGAAAUAUUGGACACGAUCCCUGGGACAAAAGACCUGGUGAUCGAGCAGAAACUUAUGAAAAUCCUGGAUAGUUUUGUAGGAGUUUCUGUACUCAAACGCUAUGGAAUCGAUAAAAUAUAUAAAAUGGAACAAGGUCUGAAACUUUCAAACUCUCAACGCAUAUUUCUAGUCUCCAGUGAUUUGAUUUCUUGUAAAAGGGUAUUAGAUCAGAUACAAUCAGAAAUCUCUCCAAAUAUCAGACCUCACGUACAAGCAUGCCACCAUAUUCUAGUUGCUCCAUUUGUACCGACAGUUUUGAACACAAUUAUAGAGGAAGAGGGCUUGUCCGGAUUAGUCACCGUACGAACGUUAUCAUGGGAAUUUAUACGAUUAGACGGAAACGUCUUAUCUUUAGAAAAUCCUAUGUUUACCGAUCUUUAUUAUCACAAAGAUACUACUCUAUUGCCAGCAUUGGCGCGUGGCUUAUGGUCGUUGCAGCUUAUACUCGGCUCGCCCAAGCUUUUAAUUUCGUUUGGCAAACACAGUCAACAAAUAAUAAAAAUUAUGGAAUCCAUGAACCAAUGUUUAGGCUCGUCUAAUAUCGAAAAUGAGAUAGGAGCUUUAAUUUUGAUGGACAGGAAUUGCGAUUUAGCCACUCCUCUCUUAACUCCCGUAACGUACUCAGGGCUACUGCACGAAGUUGUAGAGAUAAAUGUGGGUACUGGCGUUUUGGGCAAAUCACAAACCAAGUUAGAACCAGAGAAAGAUCAGAUUUACGGAGAAGUAAGAGACACACCGUGCAGCGAUGUAUUUCCUAUUUUACACGGGAAGGCUAAGUCUCUAAAAUCUGAACAGGAUGCUAUACAGACGAUGAAGUUGUCCGAAAUGGAACGAUACGUGGCGACGAGAUUGCAGAAAACCAGAGAUAUGACGCGUCAACUGGCCUUUCAUAUUUCUGCUUGUCAACUCAUCGCUGAUACGCUAGGUUCCGAUUUUCAGACUUUGCAGAAAAUAGAAAAGUUUAUACUUGAAUGCAAGGAGAGAAAAGAAUGCUUGGCUCAUAUAGAAAGACACAUAGACGAUCAUCCAUUGAGAGCUCUACGUUUACUAUGUCUGUUGUCCAUCGCGAGCGACGGAAUCACGCAAAACGAGCUACACUCUAUCCAGAGGCUACACCUUCACGCGCACGGUUACAAACACAUACCGUUGAUGUACAAAUUGCAAAGUAUAGGUCUGUUAAAGUGUAGAACGGAAAAUAUUUUGCACAAAUUACCAAACUGGACCAGCGAAUGGAACAACAAUGCUCAAAAGCUGAAACUUUUGCCUAGCUAUACCAAACAAACGGACCAGAAAGGACACGCGUGUCCAAGUUACGUAUUCAACAAUGCUUACGUUCCUGUGAUCGCUCAAUUAUUAAACAUCGUUGUAAGUCAAGAGAAGGACCCUAGGAGUCUCGAAGAACUGGGAAAUUUAUCGAACUGCGUCGUGAAUGGUCAACGCGGUUCGUUGCUGCCGAAGAUGGUGGUGAUAUGUAUCGUAGGAGGUAUCACCAAUGCCGAAAUAGCUGCUUGCAGAUUUAUAGAAAAGUCGACCGGUAUUCGACUUGUUCUCGCGUCCGACAGCGUAACCACUGGAAACAAAAUACUCGAAACAGUUCAAGAGAUAUAAUAUCUAAAGACUGCCACGAAAAUAAAA
This is a messenger RNA of Hylaeus volcanicus, 2096 nucleotides long. It is a transcript of the gene Vps33B, whose product is annotated as vacuolar protein sorting-associated protein 33B. Gene Ontology annotation, biological process: vesicle-mediated transport; intracellular protein transport. Bases 360 to 2069 code for a protein of 569 amino acids. Gene Ontology annotation, cellular component: lysosome; CORVET complex. The transcript has 7 exons. The record is from RefSeq and is a predicted model, not a curated record. Lineage: Eukaryota; Metazoa; Arthropoda; Insecta; Hymenoptera; Colletidae.